Photinus pyralis (common eastern firefly) is the source of this 492-nucleotide messenger RNA. Its product is annotated as reactive oxygen species modulator 1. Bases 139 to 378 code for a protein of 79 amino acids. Gene Ontology annotation, cellular component: TIM23 mitochondrial import inner membrane translocase complex. The transcript has 2 exons. Gene Ontology annotation, biological process: protein insertion into mitochondrial inner membrane; protein import into mitochondrial matrix. The record is from RefSeq and is a predicted model, not a curated record. NCBI's taxonomy places the organism in Eukaryota, Metazoa, Arthropoda, Insecta, Coleoptera, Lampyridae.
CGUCAUUUUGACAAAAGUUAAAAUCCCAAUUUUUUAACAAAUUACAGUAGAAUUAACCAGUUUUCAAAAUUAUUACUAAAAAAACGACAUAUUUUCAAAUUCCACAGAAAAUUUGAGGUUAUAAAUAUUUUUAGCACAAUGCCCGCUGUACCCGGUGGAGUUUAUCAACAGGGCCCCUCAUGUUUCGAUAGAAUGAAAAUGGGCUUCAUGUUGGGAUGCUGUGUGGGUAUGGCAAGUGGAGCAAUAUUUGGCGGAUUUUCUGCCUUAAGGGGCGGUUUACGAGGAAGGGAACUUGUCAAUACAGUGGGAAAGGUUAUGUUACAAGGAGGUGGAUCGUUUGGAACCUUUCUAGCAAUCGGAUCUGGUUUGCGAUGCUAAACAUACCUGCAUUUUUAAUUAGGGAGGUGUAAAUUUUUUACUUAAGAUAAAUUUAGUUACUAUUUGUAAACUGUAGGAAUGUAGAACGUUAGUAAAUAAAGAUUUCGUACCUUG